AUGUAUUUCCCUACUGUAUUCUUAAUUUCAGUACACAACAGUGAAUCAACGUCCUCCGCUGAAGGAGGUCAUUUUGGCGAAGAAAGAAGCGUGGUUGAUCGAAAACCUCCAGAAAUUUGUCCCAGCAGAGAUGAUGACAGCGACACUAAGAUCGAAAGGGUUCUUCUCAUUGACGAAAGAAAUGAGAUUGAUCGAAUAUGUCAACUAUAUGUCAUGAGGGAUAACAAUGAAGAGGACGCCAAGAUGGCUAUAAGGAUACUUGAACAAGCAAUGAACUUACUGCACAGCGAUUUCAUUGCAAAGUCUCGAUGUAGAUUACGAGAUGUUUUUGAACUAGUGUCAAAAUUAGAUUCAAGAAGCUUCAAGACGCCUUCGGGGCAUGACUUGCAAGUAUUAGAACAUGGAGAGGAGCUAUUUUGGACGUGGGGAGGCGAGAAAGGCGUGAGUUGUUCUGUUAAACACGGUAUCAUCAUUUUGGAUCCAGGUAAUGCUCAUUUUUAUGCACGGCUGGUCAACGUUCUUGGAGCAUUUGCUACAGAAACGUCAGAGUUUCAGAUUGCCGAAAAAGCAUUCAGUAUUUUGAUUGAGCUCAACGAACAAUCAGAUUCAACAAGUCGCUUGCGUGGUAUGGGAGCUUCUUUUAAUAACAGAGGCUGCAUUUUAUUGAUAACAGGCGAAUACAAGCAGGCGAGCAGCGAUUUCCAGAAUUCGCUUAGACAUUUAAAUUGCUGCAAGAAAAAACAAUCCUGCUUCUCAGGCAUAGACUCUAUGAUGACUGCAGUGGAGAGCAACACAUGUCGUUUAGAUAUGUCUUGUAGAUAUUUUUCUAAGGCAGUGACGGAACAGAAACGACUGGUCGAAAAAUGCAAAGCAAAGGAUAAUGAGCUUCCGUUUCAAACAGCUUUCACGGUUUUGCUAAACCAAGCAAAUCUGUACACGACUCUCGCUAUGUUCGCAAAAGCAGAAAAAGAGUUAAAAUUUCUUAAAACGCUCUGCAAGAAAUUGAAAAGAGAUGAGUGUGACUUGUUACUUAAUUUUGUUCAUCUCCAACUCUGCGAGGUACUGCUACUUCGUGCUAAGCACGAUGAAGCAGAAAGAGCAUUUCCUUUUGAAGCGUUAACUUCGGCAAGCGUGCAGGAACUAAUGCCAGUGUUCCAGGGACUUCACUUAAACGUCAGGAUUGAGUCAUUUGAAAAGAUGAUUGACGUCCUUGUCCAAAUUGGAAAAAUUAAAUUUGCUUGUGAACUUCUCGAAAAAGGUUUGAAAAUUGUCAAAAAAGUUUUUGGCUUUGAUCAUUUUGAUUUCGCUUCACUGUUGUACAAGCAAGGGACGAUUUUGACACUUAUGGGUCAGUUAGCCAGUGCACUGAAGAAAUUUGAGGACGCAAAGGAGAUAUGGAGAUUAAUCUUUGGCGAAAAGCACCAACUACUCAUAAACUGCUACACGUCACUUGGUGAUAUAGCCUUUCGAUUAGACCGUGCAGGUGAAUCACGUCUUUACUUUCAGCGUGCAAUGGAAAACGUAGAGAUCAUACACCAAGUUUCACUACCAGACCAGCUGUCCAUGAGGUACCUCGAACUGACAAGGAGCACGAAAGACAACUCACAUUCGGAAUAUCAGCGAAGAGAAAUACAGGAGGAAAUAGUUGAAGGUCUUGUUGCAGAGUAUGGGCUAGCGUUAGCCGUUCUGGUUCGUCAGCUAGGAGUAAAAGACAUUCAUGCCUCCCGAAAGAAAAAGCAGAAGGGAAAGCAACCACAAUUUGGAAAAGUGGUGAGAGUUCGACAUCUUGAGUCCACUUUCGUAAUUUCUCAGAAAUGCAUGCGUGACCUUUUACAAAGUGGCAAGACGUUCCUCCAACACGGAAUGACCAAAGAAGCCCUCGCCUUCUUUAAACAAGCAGGCAGGUAUGGUAUGACAAACAAUAUCGCUUGUCCUAAUGCAGCAUUGGUACACCUGUGUACUAUCAUCAGUCAGGCAAAACUGACAAUUAAAAAUAAACUGAAGAUUCCUGCUCUAAGCAGUUAUUUGGAAGACGUUAAGGCAGAAGCGGAAGCAAAUGGUAAUGAAGAAAGCAUUGAGGGGCAUUCAGAAGAAGAAGAAGAAGAAGAAGAGAAGUUAACGUUUGACAACCAGAUGACUUUGAAGCUAUUGUUGAUAUUUUUUCUGUUGCUGUCUAUUCACCUACAAACGCAUGAUACUACUUUUGCUGCCUAUGAUUUUUAUGCCAGCCAAUUUCCAAACGACGACCGGUGUUUUCUAACGCUGGAUGGCGCACUUCAGGUGUACGCGUCUAGAACGUCAGUAACCUGCAAUGGAAAAACUGCAGUACAAGACGUAUUUGUCUCUUCGGCGAUUUUUGAAAACAAAAGCGAUUGGGAGGGCCACCUCUCUGGAAAGCCUUUGUUCAGAAGCUUAGCCUGGAGAAGCAAUAAGCCAAGUUGUAAUUUAGUAGCGUCUCUCAGUUCACCCUUCUUUAUGGACGUCGAUGAUGUGAAGAAGUUGGAACAGAAGGUAUUGCAUUCAUUCCAAGAGUUUUUCCAACUGAAAUCUCUUGGUUUUGAACGUAAUGCAACUCAGGCUGUUGUCGAUCUGACGUGCUGUUGCGAGCAAGAUAUCAUGACAUGCGGCAGUCGUAUUGAGCUCCUUCCUCUCUGCCUACUUGAACAAGUCAGCCAGAGCAAGAUACCCAACGAAUGUAGAAUCAUUUCUGAGAUGAACCCUGGUUUGUGCGAAAGAAUAACAUGCAUGAACUUUACUGAUAAGCAAACAACUUGUGCUAUGUUCAGCAAGAUUUCUCUUUGGUUUCUUAAGAACUGUACUUGGGAGGAGACCUCGGCCCUGAGGCCACAGGAUGAGUGUCUAGUCCUUACUGUUCUCGAUCCAGUCAGAGCUAGGGUGACCCUUUGGCAAAAGGAUAUAUCAAUCAUGCAAAAGGUCCAAGUCAUACGUAUUACUGACAGUACAACUCAGCUGGAUGAAAUGAGUCGAGAACUCAACUUUCGAGAGGAUUUUUGCAGCAGCUCAAGUCCUUGCUGCAAAGCUAUUGAGCAAUUUGCUAUUGAGCGAUUUUCGGAAACACUCACAAGCACACAUGGAGUACGAAGCAAGGGCAGUGUAGUGAGACGGCAAUGUGCCUUCUUGGAUGAGCCUCAGUAUGCCAACGAUAAUUGCCUGAAGGCAGCUGUCCCUCCCUCGAAAGAAUUUCAACGAAAGGGGGAGUGUUCUCCAGUUUACAGUGAAGAAAAUGUAAGUGUUAUUAAUUUGUGUAAAUCUUGGGGUUGCCUGAGAGGCAUCCAGGGUACAGUAUACUGAAAUAUAGAGGUUACUAAGACUCAUCAUAUGAUUUCAUAUCAUCGAAAUAAAGUAAUGGAAUUUCAGUCGACACUGUUACAUAACAGCAUUAAUGGAAUGCUAGAACUGCGUUUUCCAACACUUGGUUAGGCUGCUUAUCCAACUCAGUCCAGAUCGAAGGGGAUUAUUAAUCUUCCGCUAAUACUGACCCUGGGGCUACACUCACCCAUACAAGUCGUUUAUGUUUAUUAAACCAAACAAUAUUCCUUUGCUAAACUUUAACAUCAUCGUCAUCAUCAUCCUUUGCCUUUCAGCUGAGAGUCCUCGAACGACCUUUCUUUAUGCUACUCCAGUUUCAUCGAUAUGAUGUCAAGUAAGGAUUGUCGCUUGUUUGUGGUUAGUCACUUGACUGGCUGAACACAAACGAGCCCAAGAAAUGGCUGAACAACAUUAGCAAAAUCAUUUCUUCGACUAGCAAUUUACUGAAAGCAUUGGUUACUUUACAAAAUACUGACUACCAACGACUCACUUUAGAAAGCAGGUUUACUAACUUAGAUCACAGGUGGCCCAAGCUCGAAAUAUGACCAUUGGCGUUGUUGGGCAAACUUCACGACAUAAAGAUUUUUAUGCAGAGAAAACUAUUGUUUCUGUACUCUACGUGUGUUAAAGGUUUUCAAUCAAAAUCGAUUGACUUAUCCCAUUUUCGUUGUUAGUUUCUACUUUUUGUGUGAUCCGCGAGCCGAUAUAGGUUCUCUUUUUGACUCUUAUGGAAUAAACCCAUAUAACUACUUAUUAGAGAGUUUAUGAUCCGACGACGCGAUGCCAACGAGAUCGCAAAAAAAAAAAGCAAACAAUACGUUUAGAGGGCAAAAGAACAACUUUACACGUGCAUUAAAACUUUUUGUAAAUGUCUUUGUCGUUUUUGCAUGACUACAUGACUAAAUCAUCCUAAAUCAAAAAGUCGCCUUUAGGAGGAGGUAAACAAGCGACGACGAAAUUUUGUUUCUCCUUCUGAGCUUGGAUAGAGAUCCUGGCCUAGCAAUUAAACUCCAGGGGGGUUUGCCUACUUUUGAUAAAAGUGAAUGGGUAUGCCGUAGGAAUAAUCGCGAUGAAGACUGGAAGAAUGUAAAUUCACUUCUUAUGGGACGUUUUCGCGGCCAUCGCGUCGUCAGAUUGAAAGUCCCUUUUAUUUUGAAGGCUAAGCAACAAUGCCGAUGGUCAGCCGUUUAAUACCUGCAAUAGGCCAUUUUACGGUUGUGGACUUAGUACCUUAGCCUUCGAGUGAAUGGGAGGCUGACGGUGACCUUGUUUUGGUACAAAGUACAAACUUCCAUUGCUUUGUUACGAAAAUUGUUCUCGAAAAAUACUAGUUAGCAUAAAAAUAACUUGAUUUUCAUUAAUAAUAAAGCAGGAAGGCUUGUAUCAAAACAAGGUCAACUCCAGCCUGCUUCCAUCCACAACGGUAAAACGGCCUAUUUACGAGGCAAAACUCCCUUUUCUCCCUAUCCUUAAGAUGAAUAACGAACAGGGUGCAUAGUAACUACCAACAACAGACUUAUUUAGAACUACAUUUUGUACCCGGAUGAUCAUAAUGCACCUACCUUAUGAUAAUUGAUUCCAAGGUUCAAACCAUUCAAUUUGUCAUUAUUUGUUAGCAGGAAGCUGAACGAACAGAAAUUCAAGUGGGUACUUUCGAGAUCCUGACAGAAUUCAGUCGGCUAUCCCGUCAGCUCUCUGAUAAAGAGAUCCAACCCGAAGAUGACAUUGUUACUGCUACGACGUUAUCAGCUCUGGAUGGUAUGGCCAGUCCGCCUGAUGAAGAGCCAAUGUCAUACCCUAAAGUUUGCUUGACGUCUAAUGGUGGCUCUGAGGAAAUUAUUUCCGGCAAUUUUGAACUGACGACCUGCAGUUUUAAACAUGAUAGUGAAAGAGGCGAUUCAGCAAGAUUGGAACGAGACCAUUCGGUGUCUACAGAAGCAGAUCAACUAUCACUCGAGAAAAAGCAAACAGAGACUCGAGCAAAGGAAGACUCCGUAUUUUUGGGAAGAACAUUGUUUGAGGAAGACAUGAAGUCAAGACGAUCAUUCAUAACAGACUUUCAGGAGCGCUUGAGGAAAAAGGACACGUGGCAGGAAAUGAAGUCAAAAGUCCUUGAUGUGUCUGCAAAAAAAGUCUUUAAUGGCGAAAUAAGCUCUUUUGUGGAAGGUCCACGCGAUGAAGCUAGUCAAAGUGUCUUUGGCAAAAACAGUUUCGCGAUUUUUGGUGGAGAGGACGAAGAGGAUAGGGACCAAAGCGACAGAAAGAAAGAGCAUUCUACAGUCAGUUGUGAAGUCUCCGAAGGGCAUGAAAAUGAGGGCAUUAUUCCAAACGACAAGGGGGAAGAGUCACAAAACAGAGGAAGGGAUCACAGCAGUUCAGAAUCUUUAAUUGACUCGAGGAAUCAGAAAAGAACGGGAGAAAACCAGGCAAGCAACGACAAAACAGCUUUUGUAAAAACUCCGCCCAACCCUGGAGACAUGAAUGUUACUGCCAAUGAACCCUGUGUAGUUGAGAUCAUUGAAGAAAGCCUGGUAGGUAGAAAUAGCGUGUUGCAAAAGAGGGAAGGCAUUCAAACAAACGAGGCUCAAAGAAAGUGCAAAAUUAAUUGUAAGACCGCUGCAAACGAUGUCCCCAAACCAGGUGUUGAAGACGGCGGAGAAGCGGUUGUAUCUGGUUCUUUGAAAAAAAACGUCGCACCUUUCCAAGGUGAUCAAAAUAGAUCAUUGGCAUUGGUUGAACUGGCUAUGAAGAGAGCGGAAAGCCAUGUUGGAAGUCAUGGGAAAAUCAAUCCUCGGCAGUUAGAAGAUGGAAGGGAUAGCGAUACGUGUGGUGAAUUAGGUCCAGAGGCUGCCAAAAAUGGUGGGGAUAAAGAAUUGUCCAUCAAAGCUGGGAGAGAAACUGGUGUCCUACCACUGCUACCAUUGGAAAGCCGUUUAACCGUCGGUUGUUUUGCUUCAAACUCUCCCCCACAGUCAAGUAAAGAUGUUUUCGACGGUCCCAACUCACCCAAUUCAAAUACUCAAGACCAAGAAAAGGUGGAAACUAGUGCUCAAACUUUGUCUCCAAGAGAAAAUGAUGCAGAAAAUGAUUAUUGUAGUCGGUCAUUUUCGCAAACAGCUAAUCAGGUAUUUAGUGCCCCACCCUUCUUGAUUAGCGAAGAUAAUAGCAAAGAUUGGAUGCAACCCAAGUCGCGAUCUGCGUUUUAUGGGGGUGAUGCAGUAGCUGAUGGGUGUACACCAGGGGUCCCGUUUCAACAAUCAGAACAUGCUGCGGCCAGUCCUGCUUUGAAAGCCGUUUGCUCUUACCAGUCAAAUGUUAAGAAGGAGAAAAUAAUACUCGAGGGGGGCAGAGCAAGCGAAGGAUCUGGUGGUUCAAAGAAUAUUGACGAGCAGAAACAUAUCCGGAACCAUUGUCCGAACAAUUUUGGAAAUCCAGAUGUAAUCGAUGGCUCUGUAGAACAAACGUCUUCAAAUGUCACAAAUGCCAGUCACUCGUCUCCUAAUUUUGGUGGUGCCAGACCAAAGCAAGGUUUCCUUGUAGCAGGAAAAGACUAUUCUGACAGCGCCGGUCGAGUCGAUUUAACACCUGCUUAUCCACCUGGAAAAAUCGGCUAUGGUUUGGAUCCUAAAUUUGUGGAGCGCCAUGCAGUUAUUAACAGCCUGCAAACAUCUAAAUUAUACAACACUAACGUCAAUGUGGCAACAUGGGACGAUCCUCGAGAAACCCAUAUUCGGGAGCAUUAUUUUUCAGCUAGAACCUUCGGCAAUGUAAACAGUAUGCCUAGAAUAACAACAUACGGCCCCCCAAAUAGCCACUUGUCAAAUAACAGCUGCCAAAAUUCAUUUAAAAAGGUUGUUUUCACAGGCAGCAGUACUAUCGAGAGCUCUGUCCAUACUAGGACUUUGAGCCAGGCUCCUUUGCCCGAGCAAGACGAAAGCUGGCAUUUUCCAGCUCUGCUAGUGAAUUCAGAACACUGCGUCCAAACAGGUUAUUUCCCGGCUAGGGACAGCGGUGAAUGCGCAAAAUAUCUCAAUCAAGGAGCUUUGCAGCAAGAUUGUGAACCACUGUUUGACAACUCAAUGUCUCGUAGCUCUUACCAAGAAAUGCGUUCACUGGCAGACGAAUUCAUGAUUGAACAGGGUAGCCAAGGUGAAGCCCCAGGAUAUUCAGACAGUUAUACGGAAGGAGGCUCCGCUGGUGUAAACAAAUUGAAGCCAAAUUCAAAUCAAGGAUCCCAGGAAUCUCUCUUAGAAUGUCUUCGAAUGGUCAUGUCAACAACUGUUAAUCUCUUUGCUUCGAUCAAUGCCAGCGAAGAGCAAGUAAAAAAUGACAAAAACAAAGAUCAGCACACAGAAAAAUUAAGUAUUCAAGAAGAAGCAGUGGGUCAUAACUGUGAUCGUACGGGAACUGACGGCGAAGCAUAUUUAGAAGAACGAGCAGCCUCUCUUCCGAGGAAUGAACGAGCGACGGACACCGAGGAAGAAGACCAUACCUCGCCUGUGCAAGAAAGCCCGCGUCCUGCAUGCGGUCAUUAUCAGCGGCGAUGCCUUGUCCGUUUUCCAUGCUGUGGGCGUUUCUACCCCUGUCACAGAUGUCACAAUGAGUCGGCCGCAUGCACUGAUGACCAAGCAAGGGCCAUAAACGCUACACAUAUCAGAUGUACCAUCUGUUACCAUGAACAAGUGGUAAGAUCAUGACAUAGUUAGUUUUCAAAUUAAGGUAACAUGACAGAUUCCAGAGAUCUAUUAAUUGACUCAACUGUACUCAAGUCAGAUCACAUAUAAACAGGAGUGAAGAAGCGCGAGACAAUCCCUAGGUGUUCGUUUUAGCAAAAUCGCAGUCAUAUAGUCUUAAGGAGAGUUGACUUGAACCUUAGCUUUAGUCAUUUACUUUUUGUACCUAUUCAUAAGUUCGACUAUGUAGCUAGAAUCACCGCAUCGAGAAUUUUGUGGUGAAAACAGUAUUGAUGUCUAUAGGACAUGAUUAAGUCUAUAAUUUAAGUUUGUUUACCUUUUUUUGACGUUGCAAAAUAUUGCCCCUUUCAAAACAUGGCCAGUACAAAUUAUUAUUCUGACAUACUUUCUUAUAUUCAAAAACUUUAGAUCGAUGAAGGAAGUCAAAAGUGUCGUGGCUGUAACUUAAAACUGGCGGAUUAUUUCUGCGCCAUCUGUAAACAUUUUACCUCACUCGACAAGAAUCCAUUCCAUUGUGACAAGUGUGGUAUCUGUAGGUACGCGAAGGUGGUAUAUAACAGUUCAGGAAAAAAUAAUAACGUAAUAUCGUACAUGCUUAUUGGGCAGCGCAGACCAAAAGCGGUUUCCAAUAUCGAUAAGGUAUUCCCUAAUAUUUGCUCUACAUCGGAAUUAUGGCGACAUCAAACGAGAAUCACCGUUAAAAUUUAGCCAAGAUGUCGAUUAAAAAAAAAAGAAUAAAAUCGGAAAAGCGAAACCUUUAAAGGGCAAAUCCAAAUAUUUUUUGACUUCAUUAAGUCGUUGUAGAUAUCAGUCUGCUAGCAUUGACCAAUGCCUAAUGCGUUUACACUGGUGCACAUAUGAAGUGCAAAGACUACAUCCUUUUAUCUGCUCGAAAUGUAACGCGGACAGAGCACGUAAUCGCCAAAGAAACGGGGCUUUGAAUGUCUUUUUGGGUUGAGUUCAUCCAUGCACUAGAAAAAUGAGAGCAAUAUAAAAUCGCUACUGCUGCGAAGUAAGCGGUGACGGACAAGUGGUAAUAGUUGGGAAUUUUAAGUCCGCCUUCCAAAAACAACCCCAUUUUUAUUAUCUCUGUACUACCAGGUGACAUCUUUGGAUUUAUAUCCUCACUUCCCAUGUACAUAAAACUUUGUCUUUGGUCGGUUGAGGCAUUUCAACACGGUCCAGUUUGUGUUCACAAGAAAUAGGAAGUGCGACCCGGCGGUAGUUCGGAAAAUCCUUCUUUUAUCUUCAAUCUAAGAACUCAAUGCCCCUUCCGUGGUAAUACCAGACUCUGCAACAAAUGGGAUAAAAUUUCAAAAAAAAAAAAAUCUCCUUUUUAUUUGUUUAUGGUGCUUCUUCGUGCUGUUUAGUACAUUCGGGCAACUUAUCUUUCAUUAUCAUACCAGGUGUCUCAUCCAUUAAAACAGUUUAUUUUUAACUGCACAGAAUCCAUCGUGACAAGUCUUUCCACUGUAACGUAUGCAACGUUUGCUUGGACAAAAGACUUCAAGGGAAACACAAAUGUCGACCAGACUCUGGCCAUGAUGAAUGCUGCAUUUGCCUGGAGGUAAAAUAUAAAGUUUUAGCUACUUAUCGUAAAUCUGGGCAUUCCAAAUUGACUUUAUAUAGCUGCUUUUUUAAAAGUUGCUAGUUUCUCUUAGCAAUUUUCCCAACAUGGUUAUUUAUUUAGUUUGUCCAGUUAUUUAGACAGAUUUCUCGAUCCAUUGAUUGCCUCUGCUUGUACCAAGGCAAUGGCGUGGGACUAUAGUCGGAUUUUACUAAAACAAUUAUUCCUUCCGCCCUCAUGGCUUCUAAGUCAAUAGCCCAUUCGGCCUUCGGCCUCAUGGGCUAUUGACUCAGAGCCCAUUCGGGCUCGAGGAAUAAUUGUUAAAUAUACUCUCGGCAGUAAGUACAAUUACACUUGUUAUUAAAUGUUAACUAUGUUUACAUGUACAUCAACAGUAAACAACUUUUUUUCUUUUGAAUGACAGGAUGCUUUCAGUGGCUGUCAGAUUCUCCCUUGCUCCCAUAAAGUGCAUAAGGACUGUGCUAUAGCUAUGAUUCAAAACGGAAUGUGA
Molecule: messenger RNA, 10102 nt
Organism: Porites evermanni
Lineage: Eukaryota; Metazoa; Cnidaria; Anthozoa; Scleractinia; Poritidae
Source: the annotation of a GenBank genome assembly